AUGACACCAGACACAACAUCUGAGGCGACACGUAUCUCCGACGAGCAAAAUACCAUUUCUGAGGCUGAGACACAAUCUGAUUUGGAUUUUAGUGAUUGGAUAAAAGUUGUUAGGAGGUCUCAUCCUUUGUCACGAUCCGUUAGUGAGAAGAGGAGGAAGGGAGGCCAUUUUGAGGACAGCCUCGACAGCGAGGAGGACACCGACGUGAACCCUCGAAGGAAGAAGCCGCAACAGGGCGGCCUCAACGAGAUAUUAACACUCAGCCCGGCUCAUCAAAACGAGGCCGGCACUUCCAGGGACAGAAAAAGAAAUCGGUCCCCACCGUCAGGGGCCGAUCAGGUUUAUCUCUCACCACAGCGCGUGAACACUAGCCGAGGUGAACCCCUUCUUUCAAGGAGACAGACUAAGGCUUAUGCCCGACAGGCCUAUUAUGCCGGGCAGAGGGUAAUGCACGCCGGGAGCAGACCGGCACCUGAGCCAACUCCCAACAAAAUUUCCUUCACCGACGAGGAUGCUUUUCUGUUUGACCACCCCCACUCCGACGCUUUGGUGAUCACGACGCCGAUCAUGGCGAUCAAGAUCCAUUGCAUCAUGGUCGACACCGGGGCCUACGCAAGCAUUCUCUACUACAACACAUUCAAGAAGAUGGGGAUAGAUGCAAAAGACGUGCAACCGUGCCGAGAACGGAUCCAAGGCUUCAGUGGAAAAACAACCACCCCGGUCGAUCAGGUCAUGCUGCCGAUCUGGUUCGGAGAAAAAGGGCAGCCCACGAGGACCAUCCUCGAGACCUUCAAAAUUGUGGACUACCAAAGCGAAUACAAUGUCAUCUUGGGCAGAACGACACCUUACAAACUGAGAGGGACAUUCGCAGACCAUCCUCGACGGAAGCACCGAGCCGGCGUCUGA
Molecule: messenger RNA, 906 nt
Organism: Striga hermonthica
Lineage: Eukaryota; Viridiplantae; Streptophyta; Magnoliopsida; Lamiales; Orobanchaceae
Source: the annotation of a GenBank genome assembly